AUGGAGCAACCUUCCAAAAGGAAACCAAAUUGGACAGAGGCAGAGCUGGAUGCUCUUUCCAAAGGGGUUGCAGAAAACAUUAAUAUGCUAAAGGGGAAAUUUUCUCUAUCAGUCACUAAUGACUUUAAAAACCGAUGUUGGGCAACAAUAACCCAGAGGAUAAAUGCAGCAAAUCCUUCUGCUGUCAGCAGAGGUGUAGCUGAUGUUAAAAAAAAGUGGCAGGACCUUCAGAGCAUUGGGAAGAAGAAAGAAGCUGCCAGAAGGAGGAGUCUUAAUGCCACAGGAGGAGGACCAUCUCCUGAGGAUACUACAAAGUCCUGGGAAAAAGCUAUCAUUUCAACAUUUACUAAUACGCAGUUAGAAGGAAUUGCAGGAGGGGAGGACACCAGCUCUGUUAGUCCCUGUGAGCCUUUAAGUGAAAGUGUUAUCAGUUUGAACAUAGAAAGUGAAGGACUAUCAGAAAUAACAGUGGCUGAAGAUAAUGCAGAAACAACAGACUGUGCAGAAGGGGAAUCCUCCAAAGUCUUUAGUGAGCCGAAAGAGAAACCAAGCAAAAAGAGAGACCAUUACUUCAUGUUGGAGGAAAUGAAAUUGCAGAGAGUUGAACUAUAUAGGAUGAAGAAAAUAAAAAUAAUGGAGGAAAUGCUGGUAUUAAAGAAAAGAUCCACCAAGGCAUUAGAGGAAAUAAGAGAUAGCAUAAAGGCAGACCAAGGACCAUUAUGUUUAUCACCAAUCAUUAAAAUUCAUGAAAUGUAA
Molecule: messenger RNA, 756 nt
Organism: Mytilus californianus (California mussel)
Lineage: Eukaryota; Metazoa; Mollusca; Bivalvia; Mytilida; Mytilidae
Exons: 6
Coding region: 1-756 (251 amino acids)
Cellular component (GO): nucleus
Source: RefSeq, a predicted model, not a curated record